This is a messenger RNA of Heterobilharzia americana, 1659 nucleotides long. Lineage: Eukaryota; Metazoa; Platyhelminthes; Trematoda; Strigeidida; Schistosomatidae. The record is from the annotation of a GenBank genome assembly.
AUGUCUAUGGCUGGUUUGUUAUCACUUGUUUCAGCAGCAGCGGCAUUCAAGUCAUUGUUUUUCUUUUCCUACCAUUCAACUGACUUUGAGGUACACCGCAACUGGAUAGCCAUUACUUGUUCCCUUCCUAUUUCCAAAUGGUACUAUGACGAGACAUCUAAAUGGACGCUGGAUUACCCCCCCUUCUUUGCUUUUUUUGAAUGGGUAUUGUCGUUUGCAGCCAUUCGAGUUGACCCAGAAAUUUGUAAAGUCACUUCCCAUCCAUAUACAUCGGACAGACUUAUAAUUUUCCAUCGAUUAAGUGUCAUAUUUUCUGAGAUUCUACUUUUCGCAGCUACAAUGAGGCUACUACGUUCACUGAAAUCAUCUGGAUGUGGAUUUUUGAAGCAAAGUUACUACCCCUUAUGGUUCCUCUUUGCCUUCAAUUUUGGCCUACUUAUUGUUGAUCACAUUCAUUUCCAAUACAAUGGAUUUUUGUUCGGCAUAUUGAUGCUAUCUAUGGCAUAUAUUAUUGAAGAAAAUUACCUCGCCGCUUCUCUGUUGUUCACUACACUUUUGAAUUUUAAGCACAUCUUUGUAUACGUAGCUCCAGCUUAUUUCAUUCAUAUUUUAAUGAACUACUGUCUAGGAGAAGAUGGGUUUUCAAGCAUUGUGAAUCGUUUUGUAAAGGUUGGCAGUGUUGUGUUAUUGGUGAUGACUUCAUCGUUUGGAUACUUCAUUUUCACGGACGAAAUGAAACAAGUUAUAAGUCGUCUCUUCCCUUUUAAUCGGGGUCUUUGUCACGCAUAUUGGGCUCCAAACUUCUGGUCGAUAUUCAAUUUCGUGGACAAAUUAUUGAACUUCCUUGAUGAACGUUUUCUUCAUAUGUGGCCUCAAAAAGUUUCAUCCACGGCGAGGAUGACUGGUGGUUUAGUGGAAAAUGUGGAGUAUGUUAUUCUGCCCAAUAUAACACCAUCAUGUACAGCCGUGCUUAGUUUGCUGUUUAUGCUGCCCUGUUUAUGUGUGUCAGUGAAGAAAAGUCGUUUCUUUAAUGUCCCAAAUAAUGUUGUCUCACAUGUCUUUCUGAAAUCCGUGAUUAUAACAAUUUGGUCUUGUUUCAUGUUUGGCUGGCACGUUCACGAAAAAGCAGUCCUAAUGUUUUUAUUACCCUUGAAUUUAUUCACACUAACGUCUGGAGAACAUCGAUUUCUCACUUUUUAUGUGAGUACCCUGGGGUACUAUAGCCUUAUUCCAUUAAUUCCUACACAAGCUGAGCUUCCCGCUGUCAUAUCCACUUACCUAGCACACACAUGUAUUCACUGGCUUAUUUUAUUUCGUGUGCUACCAGCUAAUCAUCAUCAUAACACUGGUAAUAAUGAUAAAAAUAAACAACAAAGGCAAAUCAAACAAUCAGUGUUAGAGCGCACUGUUCAGUUUAUUGGCAGUUUACAUCUAUGGGGUCUUGUGCUACUUUUUAUAUUCACAAAGAUCAUUGUACCGACAACAUCUUUAGGACAACGUUUACCCUACCUACCAUUGAUGCUUACUUCAGUGUAUACAGCAGUUGGAUUAUUUUGUUCCUUUCUGAUUUUUAUGUGGCCAACAACAAAAAAAUGUAUACCCGAUGUAAUAAAAUCAUCAAACAACACAGAGAAGGCUAAGAAGAAAAAACUACAAUGA